Messenger RNA from Pochonia chlamydosporia 170, 4116 nucleotides. RefSeq names its product G-protein beta WD- 40 repeats containing protein. Gene Ontology annotation, molecular function: protein binding. The transcript has 3 exons. Bases 1 to 4116 code for a protein of 1371 amino acids. Lineage: Eukaryota; Fungi; Ascomycota; Sordariomycetes; Hypocreales; Clavicipitaceae. The record is from RefSeq and is a predicted model, not a curated record.
AUGUCCGGCGUCGGGGAGGCCAGCCUUGUACUUGGCAUCAUCUCGUCCAUAAUUACCCUCAUCGAUGCUACGAAACAAGUAUGGGAGGCCGUCGAGGACGAAUCGGGUCUCCCGCUAAAUUUCAAGAAGUCAGCGACAAAACUUCCUCUUAUCUUGAAGCUACUGGAAGACGCCGAAAGAUACAUCGAUAACACGAUAGACGAGUCAAUACACGCCGCUUUCACACCAACCUUGGAAGAUUGCAAAGUUCAAGCUACUCUAUUGCAGCAGCUAUUUGCAAAGGUUAUGCCAGAGGAGAGUGACUCCAGGUGGGAUCGUUAUGUAAAGGCCGCUCGAACGAUUGGGAAGGGUGGCCGUGUAGAGAGCUUAAUCAGGGCAAUUUUGGACGAUCUACAGCUCUUGGCGACGCAGUUUCCAGAAAGUACAACUUCGAGAGGCAAAGACCAGUUGGCAAAGGCAAUUGAUGAAGUGACCAAGAUGGAGCCUUCAUUGCCAGAGGGCUUCGAAGAAGGUCCUGCGUUUGCGCAUUACGGCAGUGGCGCGCAAAACGUCAAUACUGGAAAUGGGAGUCAGUUCAACAACAACAGCACUGGCAAUCAGAAUAACGGUCCAGGACAACAGUAUAUCGGCACCAAUCAUAUCGCCCGUCCCUCCUUGACUGUCGAUGAAAUAGAUCGACUUUGCCUGCACUUCUUGCGAUGUCCUGAUACGCUGCGGAUUAAAAGUAAACUAAAAGAGAACAAAGACAAAUUGCUCCAUAAAUCCAUCGAUUGGAUCCUUCAUAACUCACAGUACAUCAACUGGAAGGAAAGAGACGAUAUCGCUUUACUCUGGAUCAAGGGCGGCGCGGGCAAAGGAAAAACCAUGCUGUCUAUUGGUAUUAUUGAGCGUCUUUCACUUACGCAAGGCGACUCGUCCGUGGUGACUUACUUCUUCUGCCAAAACUCAGACUAUCAGCUCAACACGCUUGAAGCGAUAAUAAAAGGUCUGAUUUUGCGGCUAGUAAAGCAGCAAAAGGGCCUUAUGGAAUCCCUGCGAUGCCGCUGGGAUACUGCCAACGAGCGUUUUACCGAAGAUGUUACCUCAUGGCGAACACUGUGGGACAUUUUCAUGGAAAUGUUAGAACACUGCAGAUGCCAGAGAGUGUACAUUGUUGUGGAUGCUCUUGAUGAAUGCCAGAGCAAUGAAAUGGCUGGUUUCCUGAAGCGUCUUGUCCGAACGGGUCUCCAUGCGCCAUCUAAAGUCAAGUGGUUACUAACCAGUCGACCAUUAGAUACCGCUGAGCAGGAAUUGCUGGCUGGAUAUGAUCAACUGCUCGUCAGCUUAGAACUCAACUCGAAACACCUUUCUGAAGCUGUUAAGAAUUACAUUGCCUUCAAAACGGAUGAGCUUGGUCGUCGCCGCAGCUAUGGAGAACUAUUGCGGCGAAGGGUAGAAGAGGAGCUAACUGAGAAGUCUGAGGGCACGUACUUGUGGGUUAGUUUGGUGUGCCAGGCACUCGAGAGUGUUAGCCCGGACGAUGCGUUGGUCACAAUUCAAGAGUUGCCGUCGGGUCUGCCUCCUCUUUAUGAUCGGAUUCUCAGCCAGCUUUGUCAAGGCGACACAGCCAUUGUGAAGAGGUGUAUGCGGCUUCUCAGGGUCAUGAUGCUGGCAUAUCGACCUCUGAGUAUAGCCGAGUUUAGUGCUGUGACAGGACUGUCUGGCCAACAGGUUGUUAUUGAAGUAUUGGUCGACCGAUGUGCAUCCUUUGUGAGGAGGCGAGGACGAGACAUCGUAUUUGUUCAUCAAUCGGCUCGAGACUACCUAGCCGGAAAGAGUGGAGAGUCUAUAAUUGACUCCUAUGGAGUCUAUGGACAUGGUGAGAUUGCACUUAAUUGUUUGUCUUAUUUGAGCAAAAGGCUCAAGGUUAAUCUCGUUGAUCUGCCGCGAGCCGAUCUAACCAGGGAAUCAAUGACGAGAAAUGCGCUCAUAGACAGCGUAGACUAUGCAGCCAGCUUUUGGGCACAACAUCUCGAUAACGCCACACAAAAUACACUUAUACGAGCUGCUCUUACUGAACGAGGACUAGUCGGCGUAUUCUUGCACACAAAGUUGUUAGAGUGGCUAGAAUGUCUAAGUUUGCUGGACAAGCUCUCAAACGCUAUCGAGGCAUUGAAGACAUUGAAAGAUGCUGUGGAAGAUCCAUUCCUCUUAGCGCUUGUGGAAGAUGCGAUGCGUUUCUUGCCGCGGCACUACCGUACAAUAGUGAUAUGGCCAUUACAAGUAUACAGCUCUACGAUAAUCUUUAGUCCAGAGACAAGCAUCGUAAGGAGGAGCAAUCUCGACAAACUUCCUACGUGGCUCACAAGGCUCCCACGAAUAGACAAGUCGUGGGAUGCUUUAAUCCAAACACUCGAUAGCCACGCAAGCUCCGUGAUCAAGGCUGUGGCAUUUUCACCGGAUGGCAAACGGAUUGCUUCCGCUUCGUGGGACGGCUUUAACUUGAGGGAUUCCGUGACAGGAGACCUUCAAAAGAGGUUCUCAACGGAUGAAGUCAAUACCAUUGCAUUCUCACCAGACAGUAAGCAAAUUGUAUCGGGGUCAGAAGAUAAGACAAUCAAGUUAUGGGAUGCUCAAACAGGCGAAUUACAAAAGACACUUUUAAGCCACUCAGACGAGGUUAAUGCAAUAGCAUUCUCACCAGAUGGGAAGCAAAUUGCAUCGGGGUCAACAGAUAAGACAAUCAAGUUAUGGGAUGCUCAAACAGGCGACUUACAAAAGACACUUUUAAGCCACUCAGGCAAGGUUAAUGCAAUAGCAUUCUCGCCAAACGGGAAGCAAGUCGCGUCAGGCUCACAUGACGCAAAAAUUAUGCUAUGGGAUACUCAAACAGGUAAUCUACAAGGCACCCUUCAAAGCGACUCACACUGGGUCUUUGCAGUGGCAUAUUCACCAGAUGGCAAGCGAAUCGCAUCCGGAUCACGGAACGAAACAGUUCAGCUAUGGGAUAUUCAAACAAGAAACCUUCAAAUGACGCUCGCAGGCCAUCAAGGUUUUGUACACACUAUAGCUUUCUCACCAGAUGGCCGGCGGAUUGCUUCUGGAAGCCUUGACCGAAGGAUAAGGUUAUGGGAUACUCGGACAGGCUAUCUUGAAAAGUCGCUCGAAGGCCACACAAAUUGUGUUACGGCUAUAGCAUUCUCACCAGAUGGCAAGCGAAUAAUAUCCGGAUCACGAGACAAAACAAUCAAAGUUUGGGAUACUCAAAUGGGCCAUUCACAAAACACUCCUACAAGCCAUGCGCAGUCGGUUAGCGUUGUAGCAUUCUCACCAGACGGCAAGCAAAUUGCAUCGGGGUCAGAAGAUAAGACAAUCAGGUUAUGGGAUGCUCAAACAGGCGACUUACAAAAGACGCUAGGAGACCACCCUCAUGGUGUUACGGCCAUAGCAUUCUCACCAGACGGUAUGCAGAUCGCAUCUAUGAGCCAGUUCACGAUUAAGUUAUGGGAUGCUCAAACAGUCGACCUGCAAAAAACGCUUGUAGAUCGCAAAAUGCUUUCUAAAGCCAUAGCAUUCUCGCCAGAUGGAAAGCGGAUUGCAUUAGCCCUGUGGAAGUACAUCAAGUUAUGGGAUCCCAUAACAGGUGAUUUAGAAGAGCUUAAAGGCCAACGCGGACGGGUUACAGCGCUAAAAUUCUCCCCAGAUGGUCAAAGGCUUGUUGCAGUUUUAGGCCCAAAAGUUCUUACAAUAUGGGAUAUUCAAUCGGGCUAUUCACAAAUGAUUUCUACAGGUCACUCAAGCCAGAUUGAUGCCAUAGAAUUCAAGUCACACGGCGAGCAGAUUGCAUCCGAAUCAACAAACGGUGAAGUCAAGGUGUGGGAUUUGGAUGGAGGCUUCGAAGUCCCCAGGUCGGGCAAGUCUGUCAGGCAUGAAUUCAAGCCAUUGCAACGCCUCCACGCUUACAAUCAGUGGAUUCUCUAUGGCGAGAUGCCAGUACUUCGCUUACCGUUAGAUUUCGAGGUAACUUGUCAAGAUACAAGAGGCGACCACUUGGCUAUUGGCUGUCGUAGUGGUCAUGUUUUUAUAUUGGACAUUGAUCGAAUGAACCUGAGUGCAGUGAUUAGGGACUCCUUAUAA